Solanum verrucosum is the source of this 1563-nucleotide messenger RNA. RefSeq names its product bifunctional 3-dehydroquinate dehydratase/shikimate dehydrogenase, chloroplastic-like. Lineage: Eukaryota; Viridiplantae; Streptophyta; Magnoliopsida; Solanales; Solanaceae. Bases 4 to 1548 code for a protein of 514 amino acids. The transcript has 9 exons. Gene Ontology annotation, biological process: shikimate metabolic process; chorismate biosynthetic process. The record is from RefSeq and is a predicted model, not a curated record. Gene Ontology annotation, molecular function: 3-dehydroquinate dehydratase activity; shikimate 3-dehydrogenase (NADP+) activity.
AUUAUGGGUUUGAAGAAUGACUUGGUGGUGUACACAAGACUAGAGUGUGAAAGCUGUGAGGAAAUGGCAGUUUCUAUGCACAAAGCUAAAGAAGAAGGAGCAGAUCUGGUGGAGCUUUGCAUUGAUGACUUCACUUUCUCUCACAUUUCACAACUUGAACUACUACUCAAACAAAGAAGUUUACCAUCCAUCGUUUCUUUCAGGCCAAAAUCUGAGAUAAAUUCUGACUGGAAGAAAACAUGUAUCCAAGUUCUCAAAUUAGCUGUUGAGUUGGACGUUGAGUUCGUCGAAGUCGACACUGAGGUUGUUUGCCAUCAAGUGGUUGCUGAAUUGAUGAGCAGCCGAUCAAAUAGCAAGAUAAUUGCUUCUACUUAUGUCAUUAAUGCUGGAAACCCUCCUACUAAAGACACACUUUGUAAUUCCAUCAUAAACCUGCAGUCCACAGGAGCAGAUAUCAUCAAACUUGUCAUUGAUGUAGCUUAUAUUACAGAUGUUGCACCAGUUUUCCAUAUGCUUACACAUUCUCAGCUCCCUCUAAUUGCUAGGGCAGCAGGGGAUAGAGGUCUUAUAAGCCAACUAUUGGGUCCAAAAUACGGUGCUUUCUUUGUUUGUGGAUCUUUGGCAGGCAAAUCCACCCCUGGCUUGCCUCCUUUGACCAGCAUUAAACAGGUUUAUAAACUCCAAUAUGUCAACCCAGAUACUAGAGUUUUUGGUGUAAUCUCAAAUCCUGUUGGCCAUAGCAAGGGCCCCCUUCUGCACAACCCUGCCUUUAGGCAUACAGGAUACAAUGGAAUAUAUGUCCCACUACUAGUUGACAAUGUCAAGGAAUUUUUUCGCGUUUUCUCAUGUAAUGACUAUGCUGGUUUCAGUGUUGGUAUCCCACAUAAGGAAGCAGCAGUACGCUGCUGUGAUGAAGUUGAUCCACUUGCUAAGUCUAUAGGAGCUGUAAACACAAUUAUAAGGAGGCCUUCUGACGGCAAGCUCAUUGGUUAUAAUACAGAUUGUGAGGCUUGUGUGACAGCAAUUGAAGAUGCACUUAGAGAGAGACAAAAGACCAAUGGCCGUGCAUCAAAUGUUUCUCCAAUUGCUGGAAAAUUGUUCGUAUUAGUUGGGGCAGGUGGUGCAGGGCGAGCUAUUGCUUUUGGUGCCAAAAGCAGAGGGGCAAGGGUUGUAAUAUUCAACCGCAAAUAUGAGAGAGCAAAAGCUCUGGCUGCAGCAGUAUCCUGUGAAGCUUUGCCAUAUGAACAUCUGAACGAUUUCUGCCCUGAGAAGGGAAUGAUUCUUGCAAAUGCUUCUGCUGUGGGCAUGCAGCCAAAGUCUGAUCAAACUCCUAUCUCCAAGGAGGCCUUGAGAUCAUACGAACUAGUAUUUGAUGCAGUUUACACACCUAGAAAUACACGGUUAUUGCAGGAGGCUACAGAGGUUGGAGCUACAGUGGUGAGUGGGGUUGAGAUGUUUGUCAGGCAGGCACUUGGGCAGUUUAAAUUGUUCACCAAUGGAUUAGCACCAGUAGAUUUUAUGCGGAGGAUUGUGUAUGAGCAAUUUUGAUUCUUUUAGAAGAAA